AGUUUACUUACAAAAAGAAAAAAAAUAAAAAUUGGGUUCAGUUACUUUAAACGAAAGCAAUUCGACCAAUAAAUCACAUUGAGAUUAUCGAAACUCAUCAACUAUUAUUGGUUCCUCAUCUAAUUAUAGAUGUUUUGUCGAAAUAACUUGUCCUUACCAUGAAGGGACAUGAUCUUCCACCUGAUGCAUAUCUUCCGAGUCCCAAGCAAAAGACUGCAGGCGCCACCUCUCUAUGAUCAUGCACAUAUAUUGCUAGCUUCCAAAAUUCGAAGGCCUAUAAAUCAACCCACCCAAGAAGCCUACAAUAUCAAAACCAAAACCAGAAAACUAGAAAAAUUAACUUGAACGAUUAUAAAUUAACCAAAGUUUUAAACUUCAACCCUAGAGUCUCAAUUAAAUUUCUAGGGGGAAAAAUGUAUAAACAAAAAGGAAAACUGAGUGGUUUCCAUCAAUUCCACGAAGAAUGGCAUGAACAACUCCGGGAACUUGUCCAACAACUAAAGAAAGCCCCAAGACCUGCAACUAACCAAGAACAACACGAAUUGCACACACAUCUAGUCCAAAAAUUCACUUCCCAUUACUACGAAUAUUACCGUGUCAAGUCCAUGGCUGCCAAAAAUGACAUACUCCAUAUAUUCAGUGCACCAUGGUCUAAUUCUCUAGAGAGAUCUUUAUAUUGGAUUGCUGGUUGGCGACCGACUACUGCUUUCCACAUUAUUUACACUAAAUCCAGCAUCCUUUUUGAGUCUCCAAUCGUUGAUAUCCUUCGUGGGUUCGGUAACGGUGACCUUGGGGAUCUUUCACCUAAUCAGCUUAGUCGGCUCAGUGAGUUUCAGUACGAAACCGUCCAGCAAGAAAAUGCUAUCACUGAACAACUCUCAGAUUGGCAGGCAAGCAGCUGGAAUUUCUUCUUCUUCUUGUUCCCUUUUUUCCUUUUUCUUUUUGGUUUUUUGUUUUCUUACUUUGCAUCUAUACACUGACGGUGUGUACGAAUUUU
Molecule: messenger RNA, 997 nt
Organism: Nicotiana tabacum (common tobacco)
Lineage: Eukaryota; Viridiplantae; Streptophyta; Magnoliopsida; Solanales; Solanaceae
Product: protein DOG1-like 4
Biological process (GO): DNA-templated transcription
Molecular function (GO): sequence-specific DNA binding
Source: RefSeq, a predicted model, not a curated record